Molecule: messenger RNA, 747 nt
Organism: Agrilus planipennis (emerald ash borer)
Lineage: Eukaryota; Metazoa; Arthropoda; Insecta; Coleoptera; Buprestidae
Product: myb-related protein B-like
Exons: 4
Coding region: 1-747 (248 amino acids)
Source: RefSeq, a predicted model, not a curated record
AUGAAUUNAAAGGGACUGUCCCUAGGUUUGGCGCCUUCUGUUCAAAGACAAACUACUACUGUACCUGUUAUAUCUAAUUUUGCACCAACGAGAGCUACUACACCGCCUAUUUUACGACGAGGCCCCAAAUCUAGAAAGCGGAGGGACAGCCAUAAUGAUUCAUCAGAAUAUGUGUUGUCAGAUGUAACAGCUAAUACUAGUUCUAGUAGAAGCGAAGAUAUCGAUGCAGUUCAAUUAAUAAUAGACGAAUCAAGACAAUUGAUUGAAAGCCCCGCAAAGAAUGGUGCUACACCCAUAAAACAGCUGCCAUUUAGCCCAUCGCAAUUUCUUAAUAGUCCUCAUCUACCAUUUGAUGUAACACUAGCGUCUACGCCUGUUAAAAAUAACCAUGCUCACAAGAACGCGUUGGAGAAAGAUAGAGAGUAUAGCCCUCUUACUACGCCUAAUGGUCUUCCAAAUAUACUUACAAAAAAUUCGGACAAACUUGAUGCAGUUACUCCAAACAGAAUUGCAAGAAGCCUUGUAAUGGACGAAACGCCCAGAACUCCUACACCAUUCAAAAAAGCUUUAGCAGAUCUCGAAAAGAAAUCAGGUCCUUUGAAAGCUAUACCAGACACUCCAACUCGUCUUGAAGAUAUUACUGAGAUUGUAAAGAAAGAACAAGAUGGGCUGCACUGUUCUGAUGCAUCCGACAGUGGCAUUAUGAUAACGGUUAGUAUUUUUGAUUCUAGAAUAAUAAUUAUGUAA